Molecule: messenger RNA, 2391 nt
Organism: Erigeron canadensis
Lineage: Eukaryota; Viridiplantae; Streptophyta; Magnoliopsida; Asterales; Asteraceae
Product: pentatricopeptide repeat-containing protein At3g58590
Exons: 1
Coding region: 83-2185 (700 amino acids)
Biological process (GO): RNA modification
Molecular function (GO): protein binding; RNA binding
Source: RefSeq, a predicted model, not a curated record
UUUAGUUCGGCUACUUCGAAAAUCCUUACGGGUAGCUAAGUCACUUAAAUUAGUCAAGUUAUCCCAUGGACUCAUUACCACAAUGGGACCAACUUUACCCCAAGUCGAGUUUUUCUAUAACAACGUUAUCUCGGUUUACGCCUCGUUGGGUUAUAUUUCUAUUGCCCGUAAGGUGUUUGAUGAUAUGUCUCAGAGAAACGUCGUUUCCUACAAUUCCAUGAUUAGUGCGUAUAGUCGUGAUGGGAAUGUAGAUGAAUGCUGGAGGUUGUUUAAUGAGAUGAGGGGUUUUGGGUUUUCGCCGAGUCAGUUUACGUAUGGCAGUCUUUUGUCGUGUGAGUUGUUGGAUGUUGGUAGAGGAUUAUGUUUGCAAGCGGUGGCUAUGAAAAGUGGGUUGCUUUUUGCUGAUGCGUUUGUGGGAACUGCUUUGAUGGGUUUGUUUGGGAGGCAUGGUUGCGUUAAUGAAGCGUUUUGGGUGUUUGAUGAAAUGGGUGAUAAGAAUGUAGUGACGUUGAACGCGAUGAUAUCUUUGUUUGGACACGAGGGGUAUGUAGAUGAAUGUAUGUUGAUGUUUUGUGAGCUAAUGAGGACCCAGAUGGAACUGUCUGAAUCUUCAUUUGUUGGCGUUUUAUCUGGGUUUCAGUCGGUGGAAGAUUUAGAUUCAGGUAAACAAAUACAUGGGUUGGUUGUUAAGCUUGGAUUGCUAUGUAAAGUUGCGGUUUGCAAUUCUCUUGUGAAAGUGUAUGGGAAGUGUGCAGAGACGUGUGUAGCCGAGCAAAUGUUUAGAAUGAUACCUAACCGAGACUUGGUGUCAUGGAAUACUAUUGUUGGGGUGUUGGCGAAUGGAGAUGAACCAGUUAAAGCAAUAGACUUUUUCUGCAAGACAUACAUAGAUGGUAUUUUCCCAAACAAGACAACAUUUUUGAAUGCUAUUACCUCAUGUACGAGGCUAACUGACUUAACUUAUGGUGAAUUUAUUCAUGCUAAGGUAAUCAAGAACCAUUUCGAGAAUGAUGUUUUUGUAGGCAGUUCAUUGGUUAAUUUUUAUGCUAAACAUAAAAGACUAGAUUGUGCACAUCGUUGUUUUGACGAGAUACUAGAAAAGAAUUUGAUUUCGUGGAAUGCUUUACUUCUUGGAUAUUCCGAUAGAGGUUGUUCAACUUCUGUUCUGCUACUGCAGGAAAUGAUACAGUCAGGUGUCUCUCCAAAUGAAUAUUCAUUCUCUAGUAUUAUAAAGUCACUAUCAUCCUUGGAAUUAAUAGAGGUUCAUUCUUUGGUUGUUAAACUGGGAUACCAUUUUAAUGAGUACGUGAAUAGUGCACUUAUGACCUCAUAUGCUAAAAACGGUUCAAUAGCUGAUGCAUUGAGUAUCUAUCACUAUGAUAAAAUGCCAUAUUCUGUUGUACACACAAAUAUUGUUGCUGGGAUGUAUAAUAGAAGUGGGCAGUACCAUAAAGCUCAGGAGUUGUUUUGUGAACUAGAGGAUCCUGAUAUUAUAUCAUGGAAUGUUCUGAUUGCUGCUUGUUCACGUAAUGGAGACUACAAGGAAACUUUUGAACUGUUCCACCACAUGCAGAUGGACAGAAUCCCACCUGAUAAUUACACUUAUGUUAGCCUCUUAAGCAUUUGCACCAAUCUAUGUGACCUUGGUUUGGGUAGUUCACUUCAUGGCCUAAUGAUGAAAUCUAAUGUCAAUUGUGACAUAAUGGUAUGCAAUGUAAUGAUAGAUAUGUAUGGGAAAUGUGGGAGCUUACAGAGUUCAGUUGUGAUGUUUGAUGAAAUGAUUGAAAAAAAUGUCAUCUCCUGGACAGCUCUUGUUUCAGCCCUUGGUCAACAUGGACAUGGAGAAGAGGCACUAGAAAGGUUUAGAAAAAUGCAAUUGGUUGGUAUUGAACCAGACAAGGUGUCUUUUAUAGCUGCUCUUUCAGCAUGCAGACAUGUUGGACUAGUAAAAGAAGGGAUGAAAUUAUAUGAAGAAAUGAAUGAAAAAUAUGGCAUUGAGCCACAAAUGGAACACUAUCUUCUUGUUGUGGACCUGAUGGCUAGAUAUGGCCAUCUAAAGGAAGCCGAAAAGUUGAUUGCGGGGAUGCCUUUUCCACCAAAUGCCAGCAUAUGGCGUAGCUUUCUUGAUGGUUGUAAUAGGCAAAGAACCAUAGAGCAUCUUGCCCUCCAAGUUCAGGCAUGUUGAUCAUUGUAAGUAUCUGAUUCUUCUAAGUAUGGAGAACCAUAUUAAAGCAUGUUCCUUUAAUUAUAAUUGCCACGACUUAGUCUAAAUGAUGAUGGUAUCUAACAGCAUUAAUGUAUAUGCUAUUUGUUUGCGCAGAUGUUAGACCAUUAGAUGAAUUUUUGUAAGAUGAUUUUCUUAUUACUUUUAUGAGUUUAUGUAAUACAUAA